Darwinula stevensoni is the source of this 294-nucleotide messenger RNA. Lineage: Eukaryota; Metazoa; Arthropoda; Ostracoda; Podocopida; Darwinulidae. The record is from the annotation of a GenBank genome assembly.
AUGACGAUCAUGAGGACCUGGUCUUCCGCUCGGAUACCGGUAGCAGUGUUUGCACUGCUACUGACCUUGGAGGCGGUUGGGUCGGUCCACACCUACGCAAAGGUCACCUACAAAAAUUGCUUGACUGCUAGACGCGGGGUGAAUUUGGAGGGGAAAAGGGAGGCCUUCUGCGAGGUUCUUCCAGAUGACCCGGCGACGAUGAGGGACGUUUGCCGGAGAAACAUCGCGGAAUCUGGCAACAUGUGGAGGGCGUUCUGUCGCGAGUACCAGAAAUACUUCCACUGAAGUACUCGG